Pipistrellus kuhlii (Kuhl's pipistrelle) is the source of this 2569-nucleotide messenger RNA. RefSeq names its product 5'-nucleotidase, cytosolic II (gene NT5C2). Gene Ontology annotation, molecular function: 5'-nucleotidase activity. The transcript has 20 exons. The record is from RefSeq and is a predicted model, not a curated record. Gene Ontology annotation, biological process: adenosine metabolic process; IMP metabolic process. The coding region runs from base 127 to 1884 and encodes 585 amino acids. NCBI's taxonomy places the organism in Eukaryota, Metazoa, Chordata, Mammalia, Chiroptera, Vespertilionidae.
GCGUCCUCCCGUCCGCGCCCGGGGCCAGCCUUUCCGGCCUCCGGCCCGGACUUCCCGCCCCGCGCGCGCUCCCGGGGGACCCGAGAAGCUCGCGAACGGAGGCUCCGAAUUCAGAAUACAAUUAAAAUGACAACCUCCUGGAGUGAUCGAUUACAGAAUGCAGCAGAUCUGCCUGCUAACAUGGAUAAACAUGCCCUGAAAAAGUAUCGGCGAGAAGCCUAUCAUCGGGUGUUUGUGAACCGAAGUUUAGCCAUGGAGAAAAUAAAGUGUUUUGGUUUUGAUAUGGAUUAUACACUUGCUGUAUACAAGUCCCCAGAGUACGAGUCCCUUGGUUUUGAGCUUACUGUGGAGAGAUUAGUUUCUAUUGGCUAUCCUCAGGAACUGCUCAGCUUUGCUUAUGAUUCUACAUUCCCUACCAGGGGACUUGUCUUCGAUACACUCUAUGGAAAUCUUUUGAAAGUUGAUGCCUAUGGAAACCUCUUGGUCUGUGCACAUGGCUUUAACUUCAUAAGGGGUUCUCAGGUAGCUGCUCAGAAGAGACCAGAAACUAGAGAGCAGUAUCCAAAUAAAUUUAUCCAACGAGAUGACACUGAAAGAUUUUACAUUCUGAAUACAUUAUUCAACCUACCAGAGACCUACCUGUUGGCCUGCCUAGUAGAUUUUUUUACUAAUUGUCCCAGAUAUACCAGCUGUGAAACAGGAUUUAAAGAUGGGGAUCUCUUCAUGUCUUACCGGAGUAUGUUCCAGGAUGUCAGGGAUGCUGUUGACUGGGUUCAUUACAAGGGCUCCCUUAAAGAAAAGACAGUUGAAAAUCUUGAGAAGUAUGUAGUUAAAGAUGGAAAAUUGCCUUUGCUUCUGAGCCGGAUGAAGGAAGUAGGGAAAGUAUUUCUUGCCACCAACAGUGACUAUAAAUAUACAGAUAAAAUUAUGACUUACCUGUUUGAUUUCCCACAUGGCCCAAAGCCUGGGAGCUCCCAUCGACCAUGGCAGUCCUACUUUGACCUGAUCUUGGUGGAUGCACGGAAACCACUCUUUUUUGGAGAAGGCACAGUACUUCGUCAGGUGGAUACUAAAACUGGCAAGCUGAAAAUUGGUACCUACACAGGGCCCUUACAGCAUGGUAUUGUCUACUCAGGAGGUUCAUCUGAUACAAUCUGUGAUCUGUUGGGAGCCAAGGGCAAGGAUAUUUUGUAUAUUGGAGAUCAUAUUUUUGGGGACAUUUUGAAGUCAAAGAAACGACAAGGGUGGCGAACUUUCUUGGUGAUUCCUGAACUUGCACAGGAGCUUCAUGUCUGGACUGAUAAGAGUUGUGGAGAAAAGCUGGAACACAGAGGCAGCAUGCAGCAGGUGCUGGCUGUUGCGCUUUUUGAAGAGCUUCAGAGCUUGGAUAUUUUCUUGGCUGAACUCUACAAGCACCUUGACAGCAGCAGCAAUGAGCGCCCAGACAUUAGCUCCAUCCAGAGACGUAUUAAGAAAGUAACUCAUGACAUGGACAUGUGCUAUGGGAUGAUGGGAAGCCUGUUUCGCAGUGGCUCCCGGCAAACCCUCUUUGCCAGCCAGGUGAUGCGUUAUGCUGACCUCUACGCCGCAUCUUUCAUCAACCUGCUGUAUUACCCGUUCAGCUACCUCUUCAGAGCUGCCCACGUCUUGAUGCCUCAUGAAUCUACGGUGGAACACACCCAUGUAGAUAUCAAUGAGAUGGAGUCCCCGCUCGCCACUCGGAACCGUACUUCAGUGGAUUUCAAAGAUACUGACUACAAGCGGCACCAGUUGACACGGUCGAUUAGUGAGAUUAAACCCCCCAACCUAUUCCCACUGGCCCCCCAGGAAAUCACACACUGCCAUGAUGAAGAUGAUGAUGAAGAGGAGGAAGAGGAAGAAUAAGAACGAAAACCAAAAUGCUGAACACCCAUUAAACCAGUUCUGGCAGGACUCACAGGAGCAGACAAUGUCCCUGCUUGGGUCCUAGCGGGAGUGGGGGGGGCAUUCCAUCAAAGGUAUAUCUGAAAAGUUUCUGAAGCCCUUAAGACAAUUCUAAUCGUAGGGAGAUACUUGUUUUAGUUUUGUGUGUCUACACUCUUUACAGAUGGUUUAAAAUUAUAAUGGAGUCUGUAUUAGGAAAAAGGAAAGGUAAAAGCUGGGCUGAAUUGCAUGAAGAUGGCUCCGUUGUGGCUUGUGACACUGUUUCCUUGUCUUGUUUCAUCAUCAGUCUGUUUAGUGUCUCAGGUGGAAGGAGGAAGAUGAUGGAAGAGGUGAUCCAGAAAUGCUGUUAUGUUACAAAUUGUGCUCUUCCUCCAAAAUCCAUCUUUUUCAGUGCAUUACAUAGUAUUGUAUGUCAGUGGAGAAUACAUUGUUUCCAGGAUCAAAUGUAGUCUUCUGUUUAGGUCAAAGUUUUUUGUGUUCUCUGCUUGCUGUAGGGCUGAUAUGGAAUGGACUGCAAAAGUUUCAUCUUUCUAUAGUUCUAUGAUUGAUAAGCUUUUUUGUUUUUUUCUUUUCAAAAAACAAUCUUCUCAUCUGGGACAGAUCUAUAGAAAGAAUUUAGUUGAAAGAGGACAAAGGAACAGGCCCC